This is a messenger RNA of Plasmodium yoelii, 3801 nucleotides long. RefSeq names its product conserved Plasmodium protein, unknown function. Gene Ontology annotation, molecular function: calcium ion binding. Bases 1 to 3801 code for a protein of 1266 amino acids. The transcript has a single exon. Lineage: Eukaryota; Apicomplexa; Aconoidasida; Haemosporida; Plasmodiidae. The record is from RefSeq and is a predicted model, not a curated record.
AUGAAUCCAGAAUUAUCAAGUUUAGAACCCAUCGAGGAAACUGACAGAUUAACCAAAGACGAUCUGUAUAGUCAAAAAAAUACAAAUUGUGAAUUUAAAAAACUUACAAAAAAUAUAGAAAAUGAAGAAAAUGAAGAAAAUGAAGAAAAUGAAGAAAAUGAAGAAAAAUUAUGUGAAGAGUUUGGAACUACAAUGGAUGACAUUGAUAUGGAUGAAACCAAAAUGUGCAAAACAAUUUUAAAUAAUAAAAAAAGUAAUAAUUCAGAAAUAAAUGAUAUGAAUGCUAAUAAUAUGAAUGCAAACAAUAGACUAGAAACUGUUAUAAAAAUCCAAGAAGUUGAAAAAAAAUAUGAUGAUAUAAUAAAUUUAUAUGACGAAAAUAGUUCACAUAAAAUAGAUAAUGAAGAAUUAUAUCAUAGUGAUGAUAAUUCUCUAAAAGAAACAAAAUUAAGUAACAACAUAAUUGCAAGCUUAGCAAACAAUUCUAUUGAAAAUAAACAAGAUUCGCCUAAAAUGGCAUGUGAAAAUAAUAUGAAUAUUGAAACAUGCGGUCAAAAUUGUAAAAACACAGAUCAGCCUGCAAUCGCAAGUGAAACAAAAUGUGAAUCCUCUUACGCUGAUAAUAAAAAUGUAGACAAAAUUAGUGACAAAAAUUGUGACAAAAAUUGUGAUAUAAAUUGUGACAAAAAUUGUGAUAAAAAUUGUGAUAUAAAUUGUGACAAAAAUUGUGAUAAAAAUUGUGAUAUAAAUUGUGACAAAAGUGUAGACAAAAGUGUAGACAGAAAUAACCAAAGCAUUACAAAGAAAUACAGCAACAAUAAUAAUUGCAUACAAAAUGGUGAGCAAAAAGAAUAUCGAAAAAAUGUAAAUUAUAAAAUGACAAACUGGGAAAAAGAAAAUGAAAAAAUUAAAGAGUUAUAUAAAAAUGAUAAAAAUACUAAUAUAAUUAUUUAUAAACGUAUGUACCAAUCAUAUAUUUUUUUAAAAAAAGAAUACAAUGAAUUAAUAAAUGAAAAUAGGAAAAAAUUUGGAAUAAAUAAAAAACUAAAAUAUGAAUUAGAUAAUUUAAAAAAUUAUAAUUAUUAUUCUAAUUAUUUUUUAAAUCAUGAUUCAGAAAAUAUAUUAGAAGAUUUAGCCUCAGGAAUAAGUAACAUAUUUAAAUGGAUAGAUAUAGAAAAUAAAAUAGGACAAAAAAAUUAUGACAAUGCUAUUAAUGUUUUUAAAAAUGGUAAUUAUAAUAUUCAGAAUAAUUUACAAAAUUAUGAUGAUUCUGAAAAUAGCGAAAAAAAACAGAAAGAUAUAUCAAAUAAAUGCAAUUUAAACGAUAAACCAUAUAAAAAAUUGCCCAAUGAGGAAUAUAAUAAAAUAAAUGGAAUUGAAAAUUUUGAAAAUUUUGAAAAAUAUGAAAAUCAGGUUAUUUUUAAUAAUGAAAUAGUAAAAAAGGAAACUAAAGGAAAUAUUUUUAAAACUGAUCCAGUUGAGUUAAAGAAUAAAAAAGAUUUUUCUAUGGAUAUUGAAGAAAUAAAAAAAAAUGGAAUGUUAAAACUUGAUUUGAUUAAAAGUACUAUUAUUAAUAAUUUUAUUCCAAGCUAUAUUUAUAAUGAUUUGAAUAAUGAAUCGUCUACAAAUUUGAUUUCAAAAAAAAGCGAAACAGAAGUAGAAUCACCACAAAAUGAAAAAAUAAACAAUAUUAACGUUACUCUUACAGAUAAUGUAAACUAUUCAAAUACGGAAAAAAAAGACGAUAAUAACGAUAGCAAUAGCAAUAGCAAUAGUGUGAACCUAAUUAAUGGCGAGCAUUUGAAUCUACUAAACCCUGAAUAUAUUGUUGGAAACCUAUCCAAUAUUAUUAACAAUUUUAGAAACAAUAAAAAUAUAAAAGACACAAACAAUGUUGACGAAAUAAAUGAGAAAGAAUCCCCUUCGAAUGUUAUCAAUGAAAAUAAUAGUAAAAUAGAAAAGUGUGAAAAUAACAGUAAAAUAGAAAAGUGUGAAAAAAAUAGUUGCAACUUUGCAAACAUUGUAAACGAUAAUAAAAUUCGGAAAAAAUCAUUUUUAUGGGAAAAAGAAAAUAUAUUAAAAAAAAAAAAUAUAAAAUAUGCUAAGCAUAUUCCUUUAAAAAAUGAAAAAGAUGGACAAUAUUUUUUUAAAAACACAAAUAAAAUUGAUAAUUUUGUAGUAACUAAUAAUAUAAAUAAUGAAAAUAUAAUAGAUUAUCUUAAAGUUAAAUUAUAUAUGAAAAAUAAAAAUAAGAGAAUUGGAAAAGUAGGUACUAAAUUUGUUGGGAAUAUUCAUGGAGAAGACAAACAAAAUAUAGAAUAUGAAAAUAAAAAUAGCUUAAACAGUUUCAAAAAUUGUGAUAAAAAAAAACAAAACCCUAAUAAUACAAUAAAUGGGAAACCAAGUUAUUACAAGGGUAGAAUCCAGUUCGAUAGAAAAAACAUUAUACAUGAUAAAAACCUUAACAAAAUAAAUAUUCAAAAAGAUUCGAUUUUUCACAUAUCUAAUUUUAAGGAAAAUAAAUAUAUACCCAUAAAUUUAAAUGCUCUUUUUUUGGGUGAUGAUAAAAAAAAAAACAAUUUAGAUUCAGAACUUAGUAUAAAUAAUUUAAAAAAAAAUAUGCGUUUUAUUUUAAAAAAAAAAAAUAACAAAAAAAAAAAUAACUCUCAAAUAAGCAACAUUUCAAAUACAGAAUUAGAUAACCAUAUGAAUAAUUCAGAUUUUGAAAAAAAUGAAAUAUCUAAGACAAUAAUUAAAAAAUUGAAUAUUUCAGAAAAAGAAAUAAAAAAUGAAAAUAAAUUAUACUAUUUUAAAAAUAAUAAAGAAAAUGUAGAUAAGUCUAAACAUUUUUUUAAAAAAUAUAUCACAAAAAAUCAAAAACGAAAAUUUAUUUUUAAUAUAUUAAAUAAAAGAAUAUUAAAAAAUAAAUCUAAAAAUAAAAAAAUAGGUAUUUAUCAAAUUGAAGAAAAUAUAAAUUAUACCAAUUUUUGCCAAAUAUUUAAUUGUUUUAUAAAAUCGACCAAUAACUAUCCAAAUUCAAAACACACAUAUCAACUUGUUAAGAAAAAAAAAAAAGUUAUUACUAAUCAGGAUUGUGAUAUAAAUACAAAAAAACGGCUAACUUACUUUUGUCUAUUUAAAAGGCGUCUAAAAGGGGGAGUCAAAAAUGGGCAGGCUGAGAAUGGCCAAGUCAAAAAUGGGCAGGCUGAAAAUUGCCAAGUCAAAAAUGGCCAGGCUGAAAAUGGGCAGGGUGAAAAUUGUGAUGGGGUUGAAAAGCCCAAUUUAGAGAAAAAUAGUGACAAUGAAAAAAAUGUAAUAUUGAGCAAAUUCAAUGAAGAUCCUGUUUUCGAUAUAGAUGAUGAUAUGUUAGAAAAAUAUAUUUUUAAAGAAACAGAAGAAGUAAGAUCAGAUGUUCUAAUAGAAUUUAAAGAAGCUCUAACAAAACAUAUACAAUCUCUUAACAUAUUAGAUAAAAAAAUUAACAAAAUUGAAUGUAAAAGUGAUAACGAAGAUAUAAUAAUUAUUGGAGUUAAAAUAUAUUUAUAUGAUACAUAUACAUUAUUAUUUGUUUAUGCAUUAAAUAGUAUUGAAUAUAGUGUAAAAAAAUGGAUUCAAAAUAAUAUAGAUAAAUUAAAAUUAUAUAUAAAAAAAUAUAACUCAAAUGUUUUGAAUUUUUUUAAAACACACUCUAUAAAUAUGUUUUCUUUUUUUUGUAUCUUUUUAAAUAUUAUAGAAAAUUAUAUCCAUCAAUUUCCUUUUUACUUUUCCAUUUCGUUUGAUGACUUGACGUGGCAAAUUUAG